UUCACUGUCCCUGCCGUGUGUCGGUUUACGCUCACACUGCUAGUGUAUGUUUUACAGCACUGGGGGAUGGAGUAAAAGAAAGAAAGCAUGGAUCCCAUUGAAGAAAAAACAAGCAAAACGGUCGACAUUUAUCGCGACACAUGGGUCCGCUUCUUAGGCUAUGCCAAUGAGGUCGGGGAGGCUUUCCGUGCUCUAGUGCCGAAGAGUUUCGUGUGGGGCAGCUAUGCAGUGGCCACUGUAUACGUUACUGCUGAUGCUGUGGACAAAGGGAAGAAAGCCGCUGUGGCCCACGGGGAUAACCCAGGGAAGACGACGCGGGUAGCGGUGGCUGUGGUCGACACGUUCGUGUGGCAGGCCCUCGCCUCUGUCAUCAUCCCGGGCUUCACCAUUAACCGUGUGUGUGCUGCGUCACUGCACCUGCUGGGGAAAACCACCAAGUUGCCCCUGCCUGUCCGCAAGUGGACCACCACGGCUAUAGGCCUGUCCACAAUCCCCUUCAUCAUCUCUCCUAUUGACAGGGGAGUGGAUUACCUGCUUGACGCGAGCAUUCGGAAGGUCUACAAUGAGGAAGAGAAGCACAAAUAAGGACUGAUCCUGUCGACAUACUGUAGACCUGCGCUGGUUCUCCACUCUGUGAAGCACUAAAGAAGACGUGUGAAGAAUCAUUUCAUAGAGCAAUAAUCCACAGUUACGUAGUCAAAGAAACGCAUAUUAAACUAUAUUUUCCAGAUAUAAGUAUGUAACGGUUUUAAAGGUGAAGUCCAGCUCCAUGAAAAUCUUUGGGAACCUUGAUUUUAACCUCUCAGGGCAAUCUGGAUAGCGACACCAAUAUAUUUACAGUAUGAAUUAUGUUUAAAUAUUCACAGUUAAAACCCUGCGUUAUAUGUUAUUCUCCGGCAGGGGUACAGUGUGCGGUUAUAUGGUUGUGAUCUUCCUCACAGACAAAUCCUCCACAGUUGUCCUCAUGGUUUAGAGUUCUCGCCUCAUGUCCAGAUGUUAAGGACAUUAAACACAAAUCCUCACUUGCUGUUUUUCUGUAGUACUGUAACGCCAUGCCAACAAAAAAAGCCAGUUUGCCAUAAGAUCACUCUUAUGCGUUUCUUACAUAAAGUUUAUCUAUGACUGUUUUUUUUAUUUCUUUCUGAAAACAAGCCUUACUGUUACUUUGAAGAGUGUUUCUAGUGUUUUCUGACUUCUCAUUAUUUCAUUCUACCUUUUCGUUGGUCAUGAGAGCCAAAGUUUGCACUGGGAGCAUUUUUUACAAUCUAUAUUAUUCUAAAUGAUAUAUGGUUUUCUUAAACUAAGCAUACUUUUAGUAACAUUACAUUUGAACUUCACGAGUACUUGAUUUAUUUCUCACUAAUACUAAACAAAAUGUUGGUCAGCAAGUCUGUAGCAAAACGAAAUUGAUGCAAAACUUAUUUUGUCUGGGAAAUGUUUGACACACCUGUUUCAGACAUCUAUCACUAAUGUAAGACUACUUUCAGUUAGAACAUGUGCAAUACAUCUAGUGCUGAUUUCCUCACAUACUUGUGACGGUCAGUGCUGGAGCUACGCAGAAAAGGGUUUAAGGGAUUCUUUUAGAAUGAACCAAAACUGUAUGUUUGUAUUAUUCAUUUAUUUUCUUUGAGGAGCCAAGUCAAAUACUGUAUCUCAUGCUGAGCUAUGCAAGUGAAUAUCUUACAAAAGUUAUGUUGUUAUUACAUAAAGUGAAAUAAAAAGGAAAAUGUGAAAGUAAAUGUAGCUGGAUAUUUGGAUAAGCUGUCACCAAGAGGAACAUGCUGUAUUAGGAAGGGUUAUAAUUGCCAACUUUACAACUGUAGUGUACCAUAUAGCAAUAAUUGUGUGAAGUGUGUUUGUGUCACAUCCCAUUCUCUUUAUUAUGAAAGAUGUGGUUCACUUUGUCAUGGAGAGAUGUGCUGAAAAGUUGUGAACAUGUUUAAUAUUUAAUAACCAGAUCGGUUCACAAUGCAUGAUAUUUUUUAUCGCUGUUUUGAAACAUUGAAACAAAUGCUCAAAGCUCCAGUAUGGCAAUAUUGGAUGUUCACUCAAGCACAGACCUUACUUUACUUUGUUUAAGGGCAUAGAUGUUUUUCAUGUGAGGCAAUUCGACUUGUAAUGGCAGAAACAGCAGACAUGUAUACAACAAAGACCCCAAAGUGUACACAUUUAAAGUGUCAUGAUGGGCCUGUAACUGUGACAUUUAAAUAUAAUGCAACCACUCGUUUGGCAAAGUUUUUUUAUUAAUGACACUUUUCCUGCUAUAAGAAGCACAUUAGUGUAUCCCAUGUAAAAAUCUAUACAUCCAUAGUCAAUUUAACAUUUCAGUCCACUUAUGUGGCAGUGUGUUCGGAAGGCGGUGUUAUGAGUCACAUCUUCAGCCUUAACUAAGAAAAAUCCGACCUCAUUUUUGUUUUCCGUGUGCUGUUAUAUUUCACAAUGUGAAGAUUAUUUUUUUGAAAACUGAAGCACUGCUUGUUACAAUGGACUUCAAGUGUUCCUAUUAUGUAACAACUUCUGACAUGCUGGAGAAAAAAAAUCUGUUGUGAAAUAAAUGAUCUAUGACAA
Gymnodraco acuticeps is the source of this 2568-nucleotide messenger RNA. RefSeq names its product mitochondrial fission process 1 (gene mtfp1). Gene Ontology annotation, cellular component: mitochondrion. Lineage: Eukaryota; Metazoa; Chordata; Actinopteri; Perciformes; Bathydraconidae. The record is from RefSeq and is a predicted model, not a curated record. Bases 88 to 585 code for a protein of 165 amino acids. Gene Ontology annotation, biological process: mitochondrial fission. The transcript has 4 exons.